AUGGCAUCAUCUGGCCUGAAUAGACUCCCUGUCGAGAUUGUGGAGGAAAUCGCCAAGUAUCUCGACAAGCCCGGGCUCUUAUCAGUCCGUGCAACCUGCCAAUAUGCGGAUGCCGUCCUUCUACCUCACAUUCUCGGUCUAGUUGCUGCCGAGACCAAGACGUCAGGCUGGGUGGAUGCUUAUCUCCAGAAGCUCGCCGAGGGUCACCUACACGAUAUCAUGACCCUAUUUCUCGUACACCAGCCGCCCCUAAACGAACUAGACAUUAGGGGCCAGACGGCGCUGCACGUCGCCGCCCGCUCCGGCUGUGUCGAGUGCGUCCGGCGGCUGCUCGACGCCGGUGCGGACCCCAACGUUGUCGAUCGCUCGCGGUGGACGCCGCUCAUGCUAGCGGCCAGAUAUGGCCACUUCGAGGUCGCAGAACGGCUGUUGCGCGCCGGAGCAGACAUCAACCACCAAGGGUUCCGACGCUGGACUCCGCUGCAUCUGGCUGUCCGGAAUAGCCGUGAAGGUGUGGCAGCACUCUUGCUUGCCACCGGCGCGGACGGCGAGAUCACGGAUGAUGAAGGCAUUCCGGCGCGGGAAGCCUUCGCGCGGCAGGGCCGCAUCUCAGGGCCCGCUCCAGCGGUUCCAGUCCGCAUAUCCGCGGCCGCUUUGAUAUCCGGAGGGCCUACCACCGAGCUUCAGGGCUAUGAUGCAGGUCACAUCGAACUGGUCCCGCCUCACAAUACGAGGCACAUUGAAGCCAAGCCUGACAAGGACGCUCAUGGCGGCGACCUCGCCAGCUCGUCGUCUCUAAACCUCUCCCUCCCUCCUCACCUUUUGGGUUCCUGGGAGACAACGGGCUCUUUGAAGAUAGCUAUGGACUCUCCGAGACCUGGCGUCGACCUUGAGAAGGAGCUCACUUGUUCGAUCUGCACCGAGCUUCUCUACCAGCCUCUCACGCUGCUCGACUGCCUGCACACGUUCUGCGGCGCAUGCCUCAAGGAGUGGUUCAACUGGCAGGCCAUCGCCGCCGAGACGGCACCGACCCCUCCCGCACCCGGGGCGCCAGUCUUCACCUGCCCGUCAUGCCGCGCUCCGGUCCGGGAUACCAGGCACAACGCCACGGUAGCCACCUUGCUGGACAUGUAUCUCACUGCCAACCCGGACAAGAGCAAGCCGGACGAGGAGAAGCAGGAGAUGAACAGCAAGUACAAGCCUGGAGACCAGGUGCUGCCGGUCCUCAGGAAGAAGACCUCCGAGGAGCUACGAGCCGACGAGGAGGAAAGAAGGCUCAUCGAGGAGGUGCGCGCUCUGAGCUUGCAGGAGACCAUGGGUGGGCCGGCGCCACUAAGGACUAGGAGACGAGAGGGCAGCAGCUCACGAGACACUCACACCCGGACGCCAAGAGACAGCCGGGAUGGGAGUCGAGAUACCCGGGCCAGAGAUGCCCGGGACCGGAGCCGAAGGCACGCCGCUGAGGAAGAGAACAGGCGACGGGCGGAGCAGAGCGCCAUGCUCCAGGUCGAGGACGGCACGAACGCGGAGCAGGCGCACCGCCGAAGCGGAUCGAGACCGCGCGCUGAAUCGGCUGAGACACGACGGCGAGCUAUAGAGCACCAGUCAUCCAUUAGAUCCCUCAUCAGCUCCUCUGAUCCGGGCUCUUUGGAUAUCGAGCGAGAAAUAGAGGCUUUUGCUCGGCAGAUCCAGGAAGAAGGUCUCCUUGAUGGCCUAGAUUUGGAUAAUAUCGACCUGAGCAACAACGACGAACUCAGUCGCCGAAUCACCGAGGCCUACCGCAGGAGACAACGCGAGAGGUCUCGACAUGAAGCUGCCCGGCGGAGUAAUGCAAGUGCUGUAUCGCGCCAUCAAAGGGAGAGCACACCCCCCGAAGGCCGGUCGAGGCCGGCGGACCGUUCAAGGGAAACCACGCGGCAAAGGGCACAGUCGCAGUCGCAUUCGAGGUCGGCAAGUGCUGCAAGCCAAUCAGCUGAGCGUAGCAGGCCGCCUCCGUCGUCGAGCAGUAGUCACCUGGGAAUCCGUGAGGAGCCACGGCGUCACCGGCGCAGGACCACUAGUGAAGGACGGAGCUCAACAGUCCCAAUUGCUGCUAUACAGCCGCAAACUAGGGUUGCGUCACGAUCACAGACAGACUUGGCGAUGCGGCCUGGCACAGGUGACUCAGCAUCCACAGCACCCCCAUUCACACGUCCGAGUAUCUCGGAUGGGCGGAGCUCGAGUUCCCCCACGAUGGGCGGCCCAGGGCAGACAGAUCUCCCAAACUCCCAUGGUCUAUCUUUCAGUGCUAGACUUCCUCAAACUACUCAGUCGCCUGUGAUGUCUCCCACUCUAACAGAAAGUAAUGGGAGCUUUGGGAAUAGACGCGGAGACCGACCUGCGGAUAUCUUGGCACCAUCAAUGUCGAGCAACUUUUCAUCGCCUAUAGUGGCCGAUGGUUGGCACUCGCCUUCUUCGCCUUCUUCUUCGCAUCACAGGUCGAGACCACAGUUGUAUCCUGAGCCGUCUAUCUCGUGUGAGAGGUGCGGGCGACAGCACAUCGAAUACCAUCUUCAUUACAACUGCGGAACCUGUAAGGGGGGCAACUGGAACAUCUGCCUUGACUGCUACCGAAAGGGCAAAGGCUGUCUGCACUGGUUCGGUUUUGAGCAUAAUGCCGCAUGGAAGAAGUGGGACGCGCUCCGCAAAGCUGGGCGAACGUCUGGUGAAGAGCCUCACAUGCUCUCGGCGAGUCGCUAUCUGCGACCGAAGAGCAUCCCUGGCGGAGCAGAGGGGAGGAAGACACUGACGUCGGAAAACCCGCUCGAUAGAUUGCAGAGCGGGACGUUUUGCGCUAGGUGUUUUGCCUGGACCAACGAUUGCUACUGGAGGUGCGACAUCUGCAAUGACGGCGACUGGGGCUUCUGCAACGACUGUGUCAACGUCGGGCGCUGCUGUACGCACCCGCUUCUGCCACUGGCACACUACAGUUCGCAGACGCCGACACCGCCGUCGACACCCCGGACGCCCGGGCGUCCACGCUCUGCAACCUUCUUCAUGGGCCCGAACGCACUCAGCAUCGGGAGGUUCCGGCCUCUGACAUUCAAGACUCGAUGCGAUGUCUGUCGAAACCCAAUACCGCCAGCCCAGAGCCGGUAUCACUGCUUUGCAUGCACCAGCUCGCUCAUCACGGAUUCCAGGCCCGGUGACUACGACGUUUGUCACCCCUGCUACAGCUCGCUCGUCUCUAACAAGGAGAUAAGCUCUGAGAACGGCCCCAACGGGUGGAGGCGCUGCCCGCGCGGCCACCGGAUGGUCGUCAUCGCCUUCAAAGACGACAAGGGUGGCCAGAAACGGCACCUGCUCCAGGACCUGGUGGGCGGCCGACGACUACUCGUCGAGACGGUCACGGAUGGACACCACACCGAGCACGCGGCCUCUGGCCUCGAGAGGUGGGUGUGGUACGAGAGAGAGCGCAAGAUGAGCCGCCUCGUGGCGAAGGACGUGCGCGUCACGGCGGACGCGAACGAGGCGGCGCCGUUCCCCCGGUCCGGAGGCUUCGGCCCAAGCGCUGUGGCCCGCUUUGCUUGGAACCCGGCCGAGGGGUCCGACGACGAACUGCUGUUCCCCAAGGGGGCCGAGAUCAAGGAGGUGGAGGACAUCAACGGCGACUGGUUCCACGGAAUCUACAUGGGGGUCAAGGGCCUUUUCCCGGCACCAUAUGUUGUUGUGCUGGAGAGCUCUACCAGUUCUUGA
Messenger RNA from Thyridium curvatum, 3735 nucleotides. RefSeq lists its product as uncharacterized. Gene Ontology annotation, cellular component: nucleus. Lineage: Eukaryota; Fungi; Ascomycota; Sordariomycetes; Thyridiales; Thyridiaceae. The transcript has 5 exons. Gene Ontology annotation, molecular function: protein binding; ubiquitin-protein transferase activity; metal ion binding. Gene Ontology annotation, biological process: protein ubiquitination; mitotic cell cycle checkpoint signaling; ubiquitin-dependent protein catabolic process. Bases 1 to 3735 code for a protein of 1244 amino acids. The record is from RefSeq and is a predicted model, not a curated record.